Messenger RNA from Trichoderma gamsii, 1095 nucleotides. RefSeq lists its product as hypothetical. The record is from RefSeq and is a predicted model, not a curated record. Lineage: Eukaryota; Fungi; Ascomycota; Sordariomycetes; Hypocreales; Hypocreaceae. Gene Ontology annotation, biological process: positive regulation of catalytic activity. Gene Ontology annotation, cellular component: fungal-type vacuole; cell periphery. The coding region runs from base 1 to 1095 and encodes 364 amino acids. The transcript is spliced from 2 exons.
AUGACGUCUUCGACGCCCCAGACGGAGGCUGGGCCGUCGUCCUCGUCCAGAUCUCCCCCUUCCACGAGCACCUCUACCGACUUUACAAAUCCUCGCUUGCGUACUGCGCGGACAAUACCCCCCUGGGUUGUCACCAACGAUGAGGGACGACCGAUCACCGACGAACAACGGCGAUUGCUGAACCCUCCUCGGCCCUCUGCCGCGCCCCAGCGCAAUUCCAACCCUCAGCCACCCCAACGACGAGUCUCAAAGGACGGCUUCGUCUCUUGGGAUGAUCCUAAGCUGGGCCCUCCUCAGAAUGAGCGCGGCCGCAUACCACACCUGUUCAAAUAUGGGCGGGCAGACGCGCGAGGCAGGAAAUGGGACCACCUUCGAACCGCCGAACCGGUCAUUGUUUCGUCCCAUCCUUCGACGUUUCAACAACCGUCCGUCACGUGGGCAGAAUUCAUACGUUCGUCGGCCUGGGGACGCCCGCGCAACGAACAUAGUGAAGUCAUCGACAUCGAGGCUCUCAACCGGCUGCAGCCCAACUUCAACAAGGAAAUGGAGUUGCCUUUGAACACAGCCGAUCAUAAGCACGACCGGCGGCGCAAAUCUGCAUUUUCCAAACGCAUGUGGCGCCAAAUACUGAAUAGCUCCCUCUCCCCCUUGGUCUUCCGAUUGGUCGUCAUCAUCAUGUCCACGGUAGCCUUGGCCAUUGCCAUCAGGACCGAGCAGGACACCAGGGUCCGAGGCGAUGGCGCUGAGCGCACGCAGUCCGUCUUUGCAAUUGUGGUGGACUGCGUAUCUAUUCCCUUCAACGGAUACAUGAUAUGGGACGAGUAUACGGGGAAGCCGCUUGGUCUGCGCUCUGCCUUUUCCAAGAUGUCUCUCAUACUACUCGACCUGUUCUUCAUCAUCUUCAAGUCAGCCUGCACAGCUCUAGCGUUUGAGCACGUCAUCUACCACGAAUUUGGGGACGAGGAUAUAAUGGGGCUAUCUGAGGGUCUUGCAUCCGUCAUGCUUCUCGGCCUUGUCGCGUGGACUGUGAAUUUGACUGUCAAUAUAUUCCGAGUGGUUGACCGGCUGGGGGGCCGCGAGGAGGAAAUGCGAUGA